CUGGGAAGUCCUACUAAAGAGCUAUCUUCUGAAGGGCGCAAGCAGUGUCCCCAGAUCCAGAUAGUGGAAGACCACAAACAUAACCUAAGAACUAACCCUGACCGGGGUCUCCCAAAACAACAUUUGCUCGCAUCGUGCAAUCAUGUCGGAAGUAACGGGCGGACCGUACUACGACGGUUAAAAAUCCCCUUGGAUAAAUGCAUUGGCUGGAAAUCCUUUAUUUUCGGAGGUGGCAAAUCGACGUUCAUUGCAAAACCUGAGUAUAUAUAUCUUUCCCUGACAUCCCUCGAUGCUGACUAUAUUCCUAGCGGGAAGGGACUUACUCAAGGCAGAUGUUGGGACUGCGUGUACCAAACCUGGGCUAGAGAAGGCCAGCCGAAUCUUGCUUGCUGGUGCAAGGAUGAGUAUCCCUCUCAACGGGUGCACGAAAAAGAGUCAGGAGACAUGGGAGUCCAGAUGUUUUUCAAUCUAGAGCGACGCAUCAAAUGUGACGAAGCCAGGCCCCAUUGUUUGAAAUGCUCAUCAACGGGUCGCAAGUGCGAUGGAUAUGAGGCGCCAAGUCCUCCGCCUCCCCAGCGGAACACUUGUCUCCGCCUGCCAUACAUUCACCCUCAGACCCUGCAAUACUCGGGCAACACACGGGAAACUAGAUCGUUCCAGUUCUUCUACGAACGCACCGUGCCUUCGUUGGCGGGGCUUUGUGGGUCCGAAUUCUGGUCCAGGCUCGUGUUGCGGGUCAGUCAGCAUGAGACCGCCGUUUACCAUGCCUUGAUCGCAUUGGGCUCCUUGCACGAGAACUUUGAGAACGGCCACUGGCUGACUCAACGAGGGGUUGACACCUUCGCCGUGCAGCAAUAUGUGUCGGCUAUCAGGGCGCUCUUGGGAUCCUCGAACCCAUUGCCCCGCGGGAGCCCGGACCAGCCAGCGGGCUCCCCGCGGAGCUUAACGGUGGACGUCUGUUUGAUCUCGUGCAUUUUGUUUAUUUUCAUUGAAAUAAUGUCUGGCCACUACGGGUCGGCUGUCGGCCAUGUCCGAAACGGGAUCAAAAUUCUCAAGGACGUUUACGAGGACCCUCAUUCAGGAACUUAUCAUCACCCGUACUUAAAGCCAUCGACAGUCACUAGCUUGGAAAUGGACUACUUGCGGAAGACCCUCAACCGCCUCCAAGAUCAGGCUCUGACCUUGACGCGAACUGCCACGGACAAAGCUCUGAGGGAUGAUUCACAGGUAGUGGGAAGCCGUUAUGCGGAAGUCCCCGAAUGCUUUCUUUCCAUAUCAGAUGCCCAUGAAUGCUUUGAAUAUCAUGUGGGCCGAAUAUAUCGGGAGUACUCAGUGAUAGAGCACAGUAAAGCAGACACGGGGUUGGAACAGUAUACCAAUUUAAUGCAGCAAGCCGAAGUCCUCAUAAGCAAGUGGUCGACCGCCCUGCAUCGUUUCGAGGAAUCACGGGGUUCCCUGCUCACCUACAAGGACUCCAUCGGGCUGAAGAUCCUACGAAUCUAUCAGUGCUGGCGACUGGUAAUUUUAGAUGGAGGUAAGAGCGUAGUUACGGAUCUUCAGUCAUGGGAUAGGUACAACUCCACGUUUCAGCUGAUUGUCUCGUUGGCAGCGGCAGUGAUCAACAUGACCGACGCCGACACGCCCAUAUCCUCGACCUCUUCGGCGCCGUCUGAUACUUUCAACGAAGGUCAUAAGAGGCCUUCCUUUUCCCUGGACAUGGGGAUCAUAUGUCCCCUAUACGACGUGGCUACACUAUGUCGUGACCCUUCCAUCCGCCGGCAGGCCGUCGAGGUGCUGCGGUCCGCCUCUCGCCAGGAAGGUCUGCUAAAUAGUCACUUGUGCGCCAUCGUCGCGGAACGAGUGAUCGAGCUAGAAGAGGCAGCCGCCUUGCGGGGCGGAAUAGACGAUCAGAAGUGUCUUGUAUCUGUCGCAUCACAUCCGAUGGGUCCAGAUUUAAACAGUCAAACUGAGGUUUCCAGCCACCACAUCACGAGAUCGUCCGAGGUGCCUCAUGCUGCGCGUUUCCUCUAUGCUUACCCGAAUUUUGACCCUCUCUAUAAACAGGCCUUUCUGACCCUGGCUGUGGAUGAGGCUGGAGAGAGGCAUACUAAUAUCCCCUUACCAUCAGUGACUGCUAUGUUGGACAUGGAGUAG
Molecule: messenger RNA, 2154 nt
Organism: Aspergillus bombycis
Lineage: Eukaryota; Fungi; Ascomycota; Eurotiomycetes; Eurotiales; Aspergillaceae
Product: Zn(II)2Cys6 transcription factor domain-containing protein
Exons: 4
Biological process (GO): regulation of DNA-templated transcription
Molecular function (GO): DNA-binding transcription factor activity, RNA polymerase II-specific; zinc ion binding
Source: RefSeq, a predicted model, not a curated record